This is a messenger RNA of Jaculus jaculus (lesser Egyptian jerboa), 1581 nucleotides long. It is a transcript of the gene Erich6, whose product is annotated as glutamate rich 6. The coding region runs from base 16 to 1581 and encodes 521 amino acids. The record is from RefSeq and is a predicted model, not a curated record. The transcript is spliced from 13 exons. Lineage: Eukaryota; Metazoa; Chordata; Mammalia; Rodentia; Dipodidae.
ACAUUUAGAAGAGACAUGUCUGAAAUGGUUCUAGAUAGAAGUAUCUAUCAGAACUUGUCCCAAGGAAUUCCAAUAUCAGUACAAACAGAUGAAAGUUGGCUCCAGGAAAUGACUGGUUUGAAGGUCCCACAACAGACAGCCACUCUCAAGGUAAAGGAAGAAAAGGAGUGUCUGGCUUCCAAACUAAGAAAAAAAUGGGAAAUUGAUCCAGAAGACCCGAAACUAACUAUUUUAUGUGAGAUGGAGUUUAAUGAAGACUUUAUGGCAUUAUUUGAGCCAUCCUUAAUAACAUUACCCAGCAUCGGACCACCAACCAUUCUGUCAUACAAACCAGAAAGUUCCAACUUGGACGUUAAUUUCAAGGAUGAAGAUGAGAUGCUACCCAAGUGUGAGUUUUGUGGAUGUGACCUACAGGCAUUUCUCUCCAAUAUAGAUAUGGAUUCCUUUCCCACUGAUGGAAAAGUACGUGUCUCCUGUUGUCUUCAGUUCCAGAAUCUGAUUGACUAUAUCUAUGAGGAAAAACAAAACAUGAAAACCUGCACAGUUGAACUAAUCAACAUUAAUCCUCAUGAAGCGCACGGCAGCGAGGCCGACAGAAUCAAGGAGAAGGAGAAAGCUUUUCAGAGAAAACAGGAGCAGCAAAUGGCCAAACAGUUUGCAAUAAUACCACCUGAACAGACUAGCAUAUCUGAAGAAGUGACUGCAAGGAGCCAAAAAACAAUUUCUUACCAACUUCCUAUGGAUCCGAGAGAAAGACCGACCACUGAGGACAUCCUUGAUUUCCAAAUAAAAAGCCAAAAAUUAUCCAUUAUUUGCUGUGAUUCUAGGAAAGCAUGUGGAAAGAUGGUAAGAGAUGAACUCUUGGAGAAAUACUACAAACACGGGAGCAAAUUCCUGACCUCGUUUCCAGAUGGAGGGACACAGAUAUUCUAUCCAUCUGGCAAUCUGGCAAUUAUCCAAGUGCCCAACAAGAUCAAUGGAUUCACAUGCAUCAUCCAGGAGGACACGCGCAGCAACCCUGCCAUUCUGGCCGUUCUGGACUCCUCUGGCAGAAGCUGGUGCUAUCAUCCCAAUGGGAAUAUAUGGGUUUACAUCAAUAUCUUGGGAGGUCAAUACUCGGAUCAAGCGGGCAAUCGAAUAAGAUCCUGGAACUGGUCCAGCACCCUGGCUUCUUCGCCCUUUGUUUCAUUCAAGCCUGUUUUUCUGGCUUUGAAUCGUUACAUUGGAAUUCGAAUCUUAGACCAAGACAAGAUCUUCAUCACUUUCUUAGCAAUGGGCCAACAGGCAAAAAUCAGCGUUGGAACCAAACUAAAGCUCUCCAACCCCAAGGAGCUGCCAGCCUUCUAUUACCUGAGUGGAGACGACAUCCUUCUGCUGGCCAGCUUGAUAAAGAUCCGACGCCUGUUCCACAAGAUGGAAGGAUGCGUGACUUUCCCCGCAAGCCGGGUUCGGGAAAAAAUAAAGCAGCCUUCCUACCUUUCUUCACUUGCCCUAAAACUUCUUGCCCUCUGUCACGAUUCUGGUGCAAAGCAAGAUGUAAUGAGAGCAGUCAUAGGUCUCAUAAAUGAGAAUUGUAAGUGA